UGUGCUAAGCUGUAGUUGCGGUAGUUCUAUAUCUCGGACACAUCACAGCGACCAGUAGUCUAACUCUGACAUCGGAGAACCAUGAAGGUCGUUGUAUGUCUCCUCCUAGCUGUCGCCGCGGUCUCUGCCGCACCAAGUGAGAUCUGUGGACCUGUUUGCAUGAUCUACUGUCCUUUUGGCAACGUCCUCGACAGCAGCGGCUGCCCCACCUGCAAGUGUAACUGGCCUGAACCCUCUGACGCCCCCGAGCCUGCAAAGAAGGCCAUCUGCUUCAACCCCCAGAUGGCAUUGUGCGAUCUGUAUUGCCCAACAGGGAGGAUGGCUCACGAUUCCCAGGGAUGCCCCAUCUGCAGGUGUGAAACCAACACCAUCCUGCCAUAGGCCAUCAACUACGACUUCAAAUAAAUCAUUCCAACAUAAAA
Molecule: messenger RNA, 422 nt
Organism: Haliotis rubra (blacklip abalone)
Lineage: Eukaryota; Metazoa; Mollusca; Gastropoda; Lepetellida; Haliotidae
Product: BPTI/Kunitz domain-containing protein 4-like
Exons: 3
Coding region: 82-381 (99 amino acids)
Molecular function (GO): serine-type endopeptidase inhibitor activity
Source: RefSeq, a predicted model, not a curated record